AUGACUCCUCUUCGCCAAACCAAGUUCUAUAAUUUUUCAUCUCAAAUACUGAAACGUAAUAUAGUGUCUAAUGAUAACAGCAACCACAGAAAGCGAUUCUUUUCUUCGUCUUUGUCAUUAUCAUUAAAUGGAGACGAUAAGCAGAGUUCCGAAACAGGUGGGUUUAUUCAAUCUGUUCUUUAUGGUAAAAAAUUGAACGGCGCAGGAAACGUGUUUGCGCCCUUUGAGGAACAAACAGCAACAACGCAUUCGAAAAAGUUGGCAAGAGGAAAAUAUGUACAUGAACUUCAAACCCAUCGUGUCAAGCCGGAUAAAGUAGAGGAAUAUAUAAAACUUAUGUCUAUCCAUUAUCCCCGCAUUGCGAACGAUCCAAAGAAUGAUGUCCAUUUGUGCGGGAGUUGGGAAACAGUUGUGGGCGAGUUGGAUACGUUUGUACACAUUUGGGAAUACAAAGGGUAUCCUGGACAUAAAUUGACAAUGGAAAGAUUGGCUCGGGAUUCAGCAUACAUUCAAUUUGUAAAGGAGCUACGUCCAUUAUUGAUUUCACGUGAAAAUAAUAUGAUGCUUGAGUUCUCGUUCUGGAAAACAAGCCCACCAAGGGCAACAAAUGGUAUUUAUGAGUUACGUAAAUACAAUUUGAAGCCUGGAAAUUUACUGGAAUGGGAAUAUUACUGGCGUAAAGGACUUGAAUGUCGUAGUCAAUUUUGCGAGCCAGUUGGAGCAUGGUUUAGUCAAUUAGGAAGGCUACAUACAGUCCAACAUAUGUGGACUUAUCCCGAUUUACAAACACGUAAAACAACCAGAGAAGAAGCCUGGAAGGUAGAAGGAUGGGCUGAUACAGUUUAUAAGACAGUGCGUCUGGUUGAAAGCAUGCAUUCUUACAUUUUGAAGCCUUUGGAUUAUAGUCCUUUGAAAUAG
Messenger RNA from Mycotypha africana, 918 nucleotides. RefSeq lists its product as uncharacterized. The record is from RefSeq and is a predicted model, not a curated record. Bases 1 to 918 code for a protein of 305 amino acids. Gene Ontology annotation, cellular component: mitochondrion. The transcript is spliced from 8 exons. Lineage: Eukaryota; Fungi; Mucoromycota; Mucoromycetes; Mucorales; Mycotyphaceae.